This is a messenger RNA of Arctia plantaginis, 315 nucleotides long. Lineage: Eukaryota; Metazoa; Arthropoda; Insecta; Lepidoptera; Erebidae. The record is from the annotation of a GenBank genome assembly.
AUGGUGGCGUGGAGCGUGGGGUCACUGGCACUAGUUGUCGCUGACGGUGCAGAGGUGGAGCAGCACGGUGGCGUGGAGCGUGGGGUCCUGGCACUAGUUGUCGCUGACGGUGCCGAGGUGGAGCAGCACGGUGGCGUGGAGCGUGGGGUCCUGGCACUAGUUGUCGCUGACGGUGCCGAGGUGGAGCAGCACGGUGGCGUGGAGCGUGGGGUCCUGGCACUAGUUGUCGCUGACGGUGCCGAGGUGGAGCAGCACGGUGGCGUGGAGCGUGGGGUCCUGGCACUAGUUGUCGCUGACGGUGCCGAGGUGGAGUAG